This is a messenger RNA of Amorphotheca resinae ATCC 22711, 1812 nucleotides long. RefSeq lists its product as hypothetical. NCBI's taxonomy places the organism in Eukaryota, Fungi, Ascomycota, Leotiomycetes, Helotiales, Amorphothecaceae. The transcript is spliced from 3 exons. The record is from RefSeq and is a predicted model, not a curated record. Bases 1 to 1812 code for a protein of 603 amino acids.
AUGGACAAUUGGCUCCGGCCAGUCUUUGCGCGCAAGCAAACUCCUAUAACAUCCACUGAUUGCUUUGCUAGCUUCAGUACCGAUGACAACAGUGAGGCACAGGAAGCCAUGUCGAGACUUCGACCGACCUCUCGAGUCUCGUCGCAGGUCGGGUUUCGUCCAAGCUCACCACCAGCAAGCGCCGCCGACACGUUCCCAAAUAUCCGGAUUCCAGAUAAGGUUUACUACAACCCGUCUUCCAACCAGAUGGUAGAGAUAUUGAAGGUGGUAAUGAUGAAUCAAAGCGCGGUGGAUCCAGUUCCAGUUCACUACAACUCCUGCAUCUUGCAUGUUCUGGAAGCAUACCAUGAUUUGCAGAUUCAGCUCCACACGAUAGAAGACGCCAUGGAAUCCUUGAAGCAGCGGCAUACAAGAGACAUCCAAGAGUUUGAAGAGAUGGCAAGUGGAUGGCAUACGAAAGAGCGGGAUUACCAGGCUGAGGUAAAGCGUCUGGAAGUUCUGCUCUCAAAAACAGAGGGGGGGAUGGAGAGCGUAUCGAUCGCGAGAUCUGACAGCCUCGUUCAUGGGUCAAAAAGAGCUUCAGAUACCAUUAGCAGAGGUAUUGGCACGAUCAAGGAAAGGAAUGCGUAUCCCUGUCGUGGAGAUACAGAUUCCAUUACUUCUAGAAGGGCCACAGGUGUCACUCCUACUCUAGAUGGCGCACAGUUAGCUCGCCCGUUAUCCCAGCCCAAGAGCAACAGUGGCUCAGGUACUAGCGCUUCACUCCAGGAUUUCCAAGGCAGGGCAGAUAGAAAGCGUGCAACAAUUACCGCCCAUACUAGUAGCGGUUAUUCACAUAUCUCGGAUCGAAGUACACAAUUUGCCCUAUUUCCCAUACCAAAAGAUGCCCCGCAGGAAGGGUUUGGAACGCCAAGGCUUAACAUGAUGCAGCCAGAAGGUCUAGCAGUACGAGAGCAACAACUUGGCAAUACCUUUGGCUCAUCGACGGCCUCAAGUAUAGUUUCAAGUUACUUGUCAAUGAAUGAGGGUCUGGCACCUAAAAAUAUUGGCCAAGGUCUUGGACUUCGCCUUCAUGACAAGCCUCUCCCAGACAUCCCUCUUAAAGCUGCGGACAGAGCAAGACAGGUUACAAUAGAUAGGUCCUUACCCACGGAAGACGGCUCGUCAACAAGUCUUGUUGGUCCACGACAAAUGAGGUUCUCCUAUCAGCCUGGUGACGAUGCAGAUAUAUUGUCCCCUAAAAUAGUAGGACAUCGGGCAAAGAGACAAACAUUGGACGAACAGUUAGAACGAACAAGUCCGAGUGGCUCUGCAUCCAGAUCGAGGGAACUUCUGAAUAGCAACACAUGCGAACCGAAAUACCCACCGCAACAAUCAAAGUCAAUAUCGGCAAAGUCGAACUCGAAACCAAAACCGCCAAGUACAGGAAAUCUACCCUAUAUUCCAAAAGACAUACAAGGCAACCACUCCCUUUCUCGUGGGGAUUCGGCGAGUAGCGUUAUCACAGCCAUAAGGCACAACUCAGACCACAGCAGUGCUAAUGGCUCGCUAAAUAACAAGGAGACUGGGCGACGGAGGUUUAAUCAGAGCAGCAGCAAUAAUAGUAGCAAUGACGCUAUAGCUGCGGCUGCUAGAGCACUAGCUAGCACCAGAAGUCCGUCCCGACAGUCAGGACUGGACUCGGAGUCAUACGAGGAAAAUCGCGUCGAUGCGAGAGCACAAGCCAGCAAAGCAACCUUAAACACUAAUACAAGCUCAAAUUCAGCCACCAGCAAUGUUGACGGGAGGUCAGCCGGCCACCAGGAAGGCUGA